This is a messenger RNA of Petromyzon marinus (sea lamprey), 1787 nucleotides long. RefSeq names its product serine/threonine-protein kinase PAK 2-like. The record is from RefSeq and is a predicted model, not a curated record. Gene Ontology annotation, molecular function: ATP binding; protein serine/threonine kinase activity. NCBI's taxonomy places the organism in Eukaryota, Metazoa, Chordata, Hyperoartia, Petromyzontiformes, Petromyzontidae. Gene Ontology annotation, biological process: protein phosphorylation.
CACACUCACACACACAUUCACACACACACACUCACACACACAUUCACACACACACACUCACGCACGUGCGCACUGGGCCUGAACGCGGAACUGCACUCCGAGUCCCGGGGCUGGCGGUGGUGGUGGUGGAGGCGGCGCCGCCCAUCGAGUCGGCAGGGAGCCGGGCCCCGAGAGUCUCCUCCAGCGGGAGCCCAGCAGAGGGACUCGGACCCCGGAUCCCGAACCCCCCACAGGAGGCCAUGGCGAGCGCCGUGGUGCCCAGCGCGGGCCCCGGGAGGAGGGGGCAUGGGGGAGGAGAAAUCUCGCAAGACGCUCCUCUCGGGCAUGGGCAUGGGCAAGAAGGAGAAGAAGAAGCCGGUGCAGCGUCUGGAGAUCUCGGCUCCGUCUGACUUUGCUCACCGCGUCCACGUGGGAUUCAACUCCACCACGGGGGAGUUCACCGGCAUGCCAGAGCAGUGGGCACGCAUGCUGCAGACGGCCAACAUCAGCGAGUGGGAGCAGAAGGAGAACCCGCAGGCGGUGCUGGACGCCCUCACCUUCCUGCAGGGCGAGCGCGGGGCCCGCGGCUCUCACAAGUACAUGCGGCUCUCUGCAGGGGGCACGCCCAGCGGUAAAGGUGAAGCAACCCCAGAUCCCACACCCCAGGUGAAUAAUCAGGUCGAGUCUCUGGACUCUGACGAUGACUCUGCACCCCCACCCAUCGCCCCACGGCCGGAGUGUACCAAAUCGGUACGCACGGUCUCCGUAAUUGACCUCGUGACCCCGGAGAGCGGGGGGGUCAAAGGUCGCCCGCGAGUUCGCCAUGGCGACAGUGAGGUCAUCGCCAACCUGAGGAAGAUCGUGAGUGUGGGAGAUCCCAACAAGAAGUACGCUCGCUUUGAGAAGAUUGGACAGGGGGCCUCGGGCACAGUUUACACGGCGAUGGACACAACCACAGGUCACGAGGUGGCCAUCAAGCAGAUGAACCUGCAAGCUCAGCCCAAGAAGGAGCUGAUCGUGAACGAGAUCCUGGUGAUGCGGGAGAACCAGAACCAGAACAUCGUCAACUACCUGGACAGCUACCUGGUGGAGGAUGAGCUCUGGGUCGUCAUGGAGUACCUGGCGGGGGGCUCCCUCACCGACGUCGUCACGGAGACGCUGAUGGACGAGGGGCACAUCGCCGCCGUGUGCCGCGAGUGCCUGCAGGCGCUGGAGUUCCUCCACUCCCGGCAAGUGAUCCACCGUGACAUCAAGAGCGACAACGUCCUGCUGGGCAUGGACGGCUCCGUCAAGCUCACCGACUUCGGCUUCUGCGCCCAGAUCUCCCCGGAGCAGAGCAAACGCAGCACCAUGGUGGGCACCCCCUACUGGAUGGCGCCCGAGGUGGUGACGCGCAAGGCCUACGGCCCCAAGGUGGACAUCUGGAGCCUCGGCAUCAUGGCCAUCGAGAUGGUGGAGGGGGAGCCGCCAUACCUUAACGAGAACCCACUUAGGGCUCUCUACCUGAUCGCCACCAACGGGACACCCAAGCUGCAGACCCCCGAGAAGCUGUCCCCCACCUUCCAUGACUUCCUGGGUCGCUGCCUCGCCAUCGAGGCCGAGACGCGCGGCUCGGCGCACGAUCUCCUGCAGCAUCCAUUCCUGAAACUGGCCAAGCCGCUGUCCAGCCUCACUCCGCUCAUCGUGGCUGCCAAGGAGGCGAUCAAGAACGCACGCUAGAUUCAUGCACACACGCGCACGCACGCAUACACGCGCAUGCACGCGCAUAUACGCGCAUGCACGCACACAGAUACAUGCACACGCAUGCA